CAGCGGGCGGGUGACUGCUAGUUAGUUUGUGCUCGAUAUUAUUGUUAAGGUUGUAUGGUCGAACACUGCGGACUCAGUUCUUUGUAGAUAUAUACCACAACAGUAUAAAUAAUCUUAAAACUAAAAGUGUCGGACUAACACUAGGUUAUUAAGCCUGUCGAUACAAAAUAUCAUAGGUCGUUUUUUUUAUUUCGCAUGAAACGAGACAAAUUGAUUGAGGAAGGCCGGUUUUGUUGGGGUUCGGUUGACAGAGGAUUGUUGUCUGUCAUAAAUCCUGUUCAUAUCUUUGGCAUGGUUUGAACCGUGGAGGUGCAAACCAGGCAAUAACCAGUCACGGAAAGUGACGCAAGACCCCGGCAUAAGAUGAAAAAGGGGUGGAAGCUUCAGAGCAACGGAAAGAACAGUCAUCCUGCAAAACACAGACCCACGAAAGACAUGCAGAAGGAAGGCUGAUACCGUUUAUCCUGUGUAUGCCCACCCCUGGAAACAGGAUGGCUAACACUGUUGCCACGUUAGUCGUGCAGACUGAGCUUCUGCCAUCAGAGCCCCGCACCUCACUCUCGCCUUUCCCUCCCCUGCUGGCAGCAGCUGAUGAGGGAGAUGAGGACGUGGAGAGGGAGAAUGUGCAGCAGCUGGAGAAGGGAGCUAGCCGAGUGGUACUCACAGGUGUGGAGAUCGUCCAGUCUGCCUCUGCGCCGCAGAAUCCUGAGCACCCCUUUCAGUGCCUGGAUUGUGGGAAGAGCUUCAAAUGGUCUUCCAGGUUGGCGCACCAUCAACGCAGCCACAACAAUGAGCGGCCUUACCGCUGCAACCUCUGUCCAAAGGCCUUCAAGGGCUCUUCUGCCCUGCUCUACCACCAGAGAUCACACUCGGGUGAGAAGCCUUACAAGUGUGAAGACUGUGGUAAAGCUUUCAAACGCUCAUCACUUUUACAGGUCCACCGCAAUGUGCAUACUGGUCUGCGGACCUUCCAGUGCCCCUACUGCCCACUCACCUUUAAGUGGAGCUCGCACUACCAGUACCACCUGCGGCAGCACACAGGUGAAUGCCCGUACCCCUGCGACACGUGUCCCAAGGCCUUCAAGAACUCAAGCAGCUUGCGUAGGCACAAGAAUGUGCACCUGGGCCUCAAGCCGUACGUGUGCGCUGUCUGCACCAAGGCCUUCACGCAGUCCACCAACCUGAGGCAGCACAUGCGCAUCCACACGGGCGAGAGGCCCUACAUCUGCAGUGAGUGUGGCCGCUCCUUCACCCACUCGUCCAACCUGGCGCUGCACCGGAUCUCCCAUGUGGAGGGUAAGGGGAGGUCCGGUGGGGGCAAGGCAGCCCCGCCUACAGAGAGUGCAACCUCCGUGGAGGUGGGUGUGGAGGUUGGGAUCACCGACGUCGUCGGACUGGUGGCACAGGAGGCCGCCGUGGGAGUGGGGGUUGGGGAGGUGUUCCUUUCGCAUCAUGCCCCGAGCCAGAACCCGGCGCUCAUGCCCCAGCUGACCCUCACCCCAGGUGAGAACGUCACCGCUGAAGUUGAUGUGACCACUGGGGGCGCUGGCGUGUUGCUCUACAGCUGUGGAGGCUGCAGCCAGACCUUCAGCACGCACACGGAACUGGAGGAGCACCAGGCUCUACACCUGGGAGCCCUGGGGCAGACGGACGAGGGAGGGGGCGGGGCCGGUGAUGAAUCUGGUACCGAGGGAGGGGUGGCGCUGGUGGGGGCGGGGCCUCUGCUGGCGGACUUCGAGGAAGUAGUGGAGACCACAACGAGCUCAGAGAAUAACCACAGUGCGGCCGACAUGCUUGGUUUGCCGGGAGCUGCAGACGGCGGAGUCCAAAGUCAGGCCCAGUUUGACCUCUUGCAGAGCUUCACGGAAGUGCCCCAGCUGCCCCCCGCCACUGCUAUAUCCACCAUAGCGGCUGCUGGGGUAGGGGGCUCUACAGAGUGCACCUACUGUGGGAAGAACUUCAAGACCGUGGGUGGCUUAAAUAGACACUUGAGCCAGGCCCACUCGUCUACGCCAUCGCACCCACAGUCGCAGUCUCGCUCACAGUUCAGCUGCUCCGCUUGCGACCGUUCUUUCUCACUGCUGUCAUCACUGCUGACACACCAGCACUCCCACACACCCGAGCAGAGGCUGCUGGCCGAGGCCGAGGCCGAGAUCGUAUGCCCACCGUCGCUCUCGCUCUCCCUGCCCCUGCCCACCUCGCUGGGGGCCAAGGGCCGAGAGCGGGAGGAGGCAGAGCGUGAGAUCCACGUGAGCCUCAUUGCCGUGACGGAGGAGGGGACGAGGGAGACGGCCAAGCCAGGCCGUGGAGGAAACAAGGGCCAGAAGAAAGGAGGAAGUAACAAGAACCUCAGCGGCAACAGCAGUGAGCGGCCAUACCGCUGCUCCGAGUGUGGGAAGGCUUUCAAAGGUUCGUCUGGCCUGCGCUACCACAUGCGGGAUCAUACCGGAGAGAGGCCAUACCGUUGCACAGAGUGCGGCAAGAGCUUCAAGAGGUCUUCAUUACUGUCCAUCCAUCAGAGGGUCCAUACUGGUGUGCGUGCCUUCCAGUGCCCCUACUGCCCGCUUACCUUCAAGUGGAGUUCGCACUACCAGUACCAUCUGCGGCAGCAUACAGGCGAGCGACCCUAUGUGUGCCAGGAGUGCGGCAAGUCCUUCAAGAACACCAGCUGCUUGCGCAGACACAGCCAGCUGCACUCAGGUGUGCGGCCCCACAUCUGCUCUGUCUGCAGCAAGUCCUUCUCUCAGACAUCCAACCUGAAGCAGCAUGAGCGCACACACUCGGGUGAACGGCCCUUCCAGUGCGGCCAAUGCCACAAGAGCUUCACGCACUCCUCUAACCUGCAGCUGCAUCUGCGCACACACUCUGCACGCAAGGACUUCAAGUGCCAGCUCUGUGGGAAGGAGUUUGUCAUGCAUUCUUAUCUGCAACGACACCUGCGGACGCACACAGGAGGCUCGGGCAGCACCAAGGACGGCUCCAGGGCAUCCAAGGGGUCCUCGACUCUGAACCUCAGUGUGAACACGAACAUGGGGGCCAACGCAAUAUCCUUUCCUGAAGCCCCAGCUAAGUCAACCUUGAUUUUGUCCCCACCAAAUUUAGACAUCCCUCCUAAUACAUCGCAGAACUAUUUUAUGAUUCAGACUCCAACAGGCCUACAACUAAUACCUCUAUCUGCCCCAACACCAGCUCCACCUCCACCACCUCCACCUCAGUCUCAAAACUACCUUCUGUUACAGUGCCAGUCCACUAAUGGUAACCAGCCAAGCUUGAUCCUUGUUCCAACUUCCAGUGCCGCUACUGUUGCUCCCCCUACUCCAAGCCCACAGCCCCUCUCUGUGGUGCAAACUGUACCUGCACUACAGCAAGUCCUGGGCACUAACCAAAUGCAGAUCCCUCCAUUUCAGACAAUACAGACUCAACCGAGGUUCAUCCUGACUAACACAAAUGCUCCUGUCACAUCAGCUGUGGUCAGGAAUGCAGCGCCAAACUCACAGAAUUUGAGAAAAACCAGCUGGAUGAGAAGCCCUCGACCAAAACGACCGCGGAGAUCCAAAGCUGUCCUGCAGCAAAAAGCUGCCAAACCUUCGGGAGGAGCUCCAUCUAACCUGCUGGAGACUCUUUCUAACAGUGCUGCUGGUGCAAGUUCAACCACCAUAACUGCAAGCACUACCCUGUCCACUCCCACCCCUCCAAUUACAGUUUCAUCUGUGUCCUCCUCUCUUUCAGCCCCCUCGGUAGCCAUGACAGACUCCAAAAACAUUAGCAUGUCCGAUGCGGCUGUUCCAUCUGUGUCCAGCACAUGGGGUGGUAACCCUACAAUUACAGCUCCAGAUAGGAAAUGCUCAGAUGCAGUUGGUGGGGAGCAGUUUGUCCUCUGCUUUCAGAAGCAGGGAGAGGAAGCUGGGGAGAAGGAGAGGUUACAGGCUGAGGGUGGAGGAGAGGAGUCCUAUGUGCUACAGUUUGGGGGAGAUGGACUUGGGGAUGGAAGGCAAGUGGGAAAGGAGGGAUCUUUCGUCCUGGAGAUACAGACGCAAGGAAAGGGGGAGACACAGGACAGAAAGGUCACAGAACAGGUGGUCUCAUUGGAUCUACUGCAAAAUUGGGAAGGAGUUGAUAAAGGAGAACAGGAGUCAGGCAUGUCAAGAGAGGGUGAUGGAGGAGGGGAAUCAUUUGUUCUUCACUUUCAAACAGAGGGAGAGAGAGGGGAAGAGGAUCCUCCAAACACUUUCUCGGCAGCUCAGAGAGAUGACCUGGGUCUUGACUGCCACCCUGCCCAAGCUUUGGUUCCAUGUGGCCAGCAGGAGGUGGUAUUUGAGCUUGGGAAUGAUGCGAAGAUGGUACCCCCAGGACCUGGGGAAAGGGUUCAGAUGAUUGCAUUAAUAGAAGGUGAAGGAAAUACCUCAGACACAGGGGGCACUUAUAAUAGGACUGGCAGGGCAGUUAGUGAAGGUGAGGGGUCUAUGGAGGGCAUAUUUCAGUUGGAGGGGGGAGAGGAAAUCGUUAUCAUUGAAGUCAGCACCAGCAGCUUAAGAGAAGCAGCCAUGGAAGGAGAGAGUGGUAUCCUGGAAAAGACAGAGGCAUGUGAAGAUGACGGAGAUAGAGGUACAGGGAUGGCUAUGGAGGAAGACAUAGGCUCCGAUGUGAAGUUACAGGCAGGGAUUGAUGAGAGCAGUGGAAUGAAAGAGAGCAUGCAGCAUGUCGUCCAGAGUGACACUCAAGCUUUCAGUUCUACUGCUGGUCCUGUUACUUCUACUUCUAACACCUCCUAAAGGAAGUUCUCACACAAUGCAAAGUAGCGAGUGUGUUUGUGUGUCUGUGUAUGAGGGUGUGUGCUUGUGUAUUUCCCUAAGGCAUUUGGACGCUUAUGAAGAAUUUAAUGAUGUUAACUCGGAGCAAAACCAUGGACUAAUAUUGCUUCAGAUAGAAAGCAAAAAAAUAAAUUAUUAAUGAAAUAGGAUCAAAUAAUUGCUCCACAGAAGAAAAAAGCAUGAACAAUGUUCGUGCAAAAAAGCUGUAAAUCAUGUGGUUAAUAAAAGGUGAAGAUGGAUAACACUCAAAUGACUGCAGACUGGAGCAAAUAAAAAUACAAAUUUGAGUGUGUAUUAAGAGAACAGUACGUUUUGUGAAUAUGAUACUGUCUAUAUUUUGCUUGGAUUAAGUAUCAUUGAUACUGAUAUAGAUAUGGUCAUGAAAAUAAACGAAGUUAUACAUAA
Molecule: messenger RNA, 5216 nt
Organism: Paramormyrops kingsleyae
Lineage: Eukaryota; Metazoa; Chordata; Actinopteri; Osteoglossiformes; Mormyridae
Gene: znf628
Product: zinc finger protein 628
Source: RefSeq, a predicted model, not a curated record